This is a messenger RNA of Cicer arietinum (chickpea), 1217 nucleotides long. RefSeq lists its product as uncharacterized. Gene Ontology annotation, molecular function: protein binding. The record is from RefSeq and is a predicted model, not a curated record. NCBI's taxonomy places the organism in Eukaryota, Viridiplantae, Streptophyta, Magnoliopsida, Fabales, Fabaceae.
AGGGACAAAUGGCAGCACUAUGAUGCUUGAAGGAGAGCCACAUCAAAAAUCCUAAGCACUUUCCUCUUUUCUCCUUUCAUACACACUUCUCUCAAACUCAAAAUUCAAAUACACAUUACAAUCAUUCAAACCUAAACUCUACCUUACCCGAACCUAUCAUGUUCGGACCCUCCCAACCCGCUUCGGACACUCCCAAUUCCACUAUCAAAUUCUUCUGUAGCUACGGCGGUAAAAUCCUCCCCCGUUACCCCGACGGCAAACUCCGCUACCUCGGCGGUCAUACUCGCGUCCUCUCCGUCGAUCGCUCCGUUCCAUUUUCUGAACUGCUUUCGAAGCUGGAAGAACUCUGCGCUUCGUCCGUGACGCACCUUCGCUGUCAAUUACCCGCCGAAGAUCUCGACGCUUUGGUUUCCAUAACCUCCGACGAAGAUCUCGCCAAUUUAAUCGAAGAAUACGAUCGUACCUCGUUGCCGCAAUUACCGUUGAAGAUUAAAGUGUUCAUUUCGCCGCCGAGAUUUUCGAACAAGGUUUCCACACCUCCGUUAUUGUCUCUGUCAAAAUCAGCAUCUUCCUCUAUCUCAUCCUCCUCCUCCGUGUCGUCGACGUCUUCUUCUUCAUCGUAUUCUAGCCUUACUGGUGGCGGUUCCGGCCAGAUGUAUACGACGGCGCCGCCGGUAUUUUACCGCUGUGUUCAUCAUAUGUCGCCGCGGACGGAGAAUCAUGGCAACGAUGAGAGAUCUUCUGGGAGGAAUAUUCCCCUGCAGCGGAACGGAAACAGUUACCAUGCUCAGGGAAACACCGGUGAAAAUUAUCUGAUCCACAACGGAAACCACUGGCAAUAACGUUAAGCUGAUUUGGUUUUGAAUUUGAAUUUGAAUUUCGUGUAUGGAUGGAUGAUGGAAUGGAACUACUGAGUUACUUUAAGAUUAAGUAAGAACAGACAAUGAUAAUUAAAAGCAACUUUAUGAUAUAUAAGAUUAAGUAAGUUCCUCACAAAAAUUAAAAUAAGAUUAAGUUAAUCUUUAGAAUUAUAGUUAAUUUUAAAAAAUAGCAGAUUAUGUCAAAUUCACUGUGAAGAUUGAACUAAGACUAAAAGGAGAAAGAAAUGGUCGACAAGGAUAUUUGUGAUGUAAAAUAGUUGAGAAGGAUUGAGGUUGUAGCUUGUGAUCCUUGCUUGCACGUAAAUGAAUUUAUCUCCAAUUUCGUUUUUCGCUCCA